AUGGCCACUGGCCGCCUCCAGGUCCUGCGGGAUCCGGCCAACGCCUCUCAGGAGUGCAUUGACGUCGUUCUUGUUCCUGGCAUUGGAACCAUCCCACCAGAGAACUGGUCAUUUGCUAACCAGAAUUGGCUCGCCACUCUCCCUGAGCCUGGUUCUAGGGCGCGUAUCCUUGCAUAUGAAUACAAUUCGCCAUUUCCAGACACCAGAUUCUCUUUGGAGUCAAUUCUAAUGCUAGGUUACGAUUUUCUCCAAUGUUUGAGCGAUGCAAGAUCGAAGUUAAAUACACAUCUUUUGGUCAACCGUGAAGCCUGUUUGACUCAUUCUCCCAUGGAAACCGUCGUUGGCUUAAACCUCGACCAUCACAAUACAUGUGUCUUCACUGAAAGCGUCGGCGGUGAAGGCUUACGGGAGUUGAAUGAGUUUGUGGACAAAGUCUCGGUAGAUGCUGUGCAGCUUGUUGCACUUCGGCUAAGAGAACUCGAGCACCUGGAUCUCUCCGAAAACCCUUCCAAUACAGCCACGGAAUGGCCUUCGAAUGGAGCAACAGAAGGGACUACACCUUUGGGGUUUGAGUUGGUUCAUUCCGCAGCCCCGAACACCGAACCGAAAAAAUAUGUCCAUCUACCUUGCGUAUUACUCAACACAAAUCCGAAAAAUGAGAACUUCUGCGGCCGUGAAGACGUCUUGGCACGUCUUGCGGCUGAGCUCUUGCCUUCGAAGAGUAUAGUGACAGCGUCAGGCACAGCUCUACAGCAGUUUGCAAUUUGUGGAUUUGGAGGAAUUGGGAAGACUGAAAUAGCUCGUGAAUUCUGCCGCCAACAUAGAGCUGCCUUUGAUGCGGUGUUUUGGGUGACAGCAGACGAGAUUGCAAAACUCGACCAUCACUACCAGCAAAUAUCGUUGGCAUUGGGACUCGAGGACUUAUCGGAGUGCAAGAGCCAGGUUGUCAGUAGAGAGAUCGUAAAAGGGUGGCUCUCUAAUCCUCAAAAGCAGCUAUCUGGGUACGAUGAGCUUGGUCAGCCCGAUCAAGCGAGGUCAGAAGCGACUUGGUUGCUUGUGUUUGAUAACGCAGACGACCCAAUGAUCCUGGCGGACUACUGGCCUCAGGGCAGUGGAUCAAUUCUCAUCACCAGCCGUGAUCCAUUGGCUAAACGCAUAUUUACAGGAAGGACAUCAGGAUUGGAUCUUGGACCAUUGACACAACAGGAUAGUUUGUCGCUAUUCAACCAUCUUACACCCAUUUCCAACGAAUCCGAGGCCAACACUGCGAACAAAAUCUGCGAAGCACUAGGUGGUGUGCCUUUGGCCAUCUCACAGAUGGCAGGAGUCAUUUUCCGACAGGACUUGACCUUGCCUGAAUUUCUUGAGCUGUAUACAGAUCAUGAAGAACAUGCCAAUCUUUAUGAGACAAAGUUCGAUGCUAACUUGAUCACAUAUCCUCACUCUCUGUCCACUGUUUGGGCGUUUGAGAAACUAAAGCCUCAUGCGCGGCAGCUGUUGGAACUGAUUUCGUUUCUCGACCCGGAUUUUAUUGGAGAGGAUCUGUUGAUUGAAGCAUCAGUCAUGUUACUUUCGGAUGGCGCCCAGUUCAGGAAGAGUGCUUAUAUUGAGGCUCGGACUGAUCUCUUACAGUCAUCGCUUGUUCAAAGAGACAAGCAAAGACAGCAGUUAUCAGUCCAUCGCAUCGUACAGGAAGUGAUCAUGACAACGAUGGACGAGGUCAAGAAGCGAUCUAUGUUCGAUCUGAUCGUACGAACUCUUUGGGCGGACUGGCCAUCGGCUAUGCCCAAGCCAUCAAAAGAGCCAGAAUUGCCUCAGCCCAAAUCAAGUGGUGGCAGACUGCAUGUUGGGAGGUGGCCUGUUUGUGCGGCGAUAUAUCCUCACGUACUAAGGAUACAUCAGCUCUGGUCAACAAUAUCAGAUCUCUCAGACGCCACCAAAUUACAUUUUGCAAAGUUGUUGAACGAGGCUGCAUGGUAUCAGAAAGAACGCGGUAGAACAAAGGAUUUUGAUGGCUUCUUUGAGACUGCUCGCAGCAUCUGCGAAUCCUCUGUACACCCUGAUCGGGAUUCCCUGCUUGCAGACAUAUAUUUCUGCCUAGGAGCUAUCUCCAUGGACGCAAGCGACUUCGAUAAAAGUCGCGUUUAUAAAGAAUUGUCUUUCGCUCUGGUUUCCAACAUUUGCAAAGAACUGGGAACUGCUGAUGAGAGAUUGUAUCUUGCAUACGCAGAGCAAGGCAUCUCACGCAUUCAGGAUAAAAGGUACGAAGAAGGUGAGGCUGAUCUCAGGGAAGCACUACGGAUUCGUAUAGCUCUUGGUAACUACGUCCCCCGGUCUGGCGAGGUUAACCUGAGCUGGUCCCUUCUUGCACAAGGAAAGCUGGAAGAAUGUGACGAGCUUCUUUCGGAAACUCUUGCGGGUAGAGAAAGGGCGUUAGGCAAAGACGAUAGGGAGUCUGUCAGAACAGGACUGGUUCUGUAUGCACUUGGUAACCUUCGUGCUGCUCAGAAUCGAUUGGAUGAGAGUUUUGAGUUUCAUCAGCGAGCAAUGCGACACAUGCGCGCGACGGUGGGUGAGAAGGAUUUCUACACUGCGAAUGUCGCUCAUAAAAUUGCUGAGCACCUGCUCCGCUUGGGUCGAAGUGAAGAGUCGAUUACCAUGGCUAAUAUGGCGCUGGAUAUCUGGUCUGUUGACCCAAGUGCACACAAGAACGAGAUUGCUCGAACAACCUUCCUCAAGGGCCGUUUGUUUGAAGCAACAGGUAGAAGUCAAAAGGCGUCCAUUGCCUUUAGAGUUGCAUGCCGCUUGAGAAAGGAAAUAACUCAAGAGGAUCGAAAUAUGAAUAGCUUGACCACGGAAGAUUUCGACGAGAUCGUUGCUUUUUGGGCUCGAUGA
Bipolaris oryzae ATCC 44560 is the source of this 2895-nucleotide messenger RNA. RefSeq lists its product as uncharacterized. The coding region runs from base 1 to 2895 and encodes 964 amino acids. Gene Ontology annotation, molecular function: protein binding; ADP binding. The transcript has 6 exons. The record is from RefSeq and is a predicted model, not a curated record. Lineage: Eukaryota; Fungi; Ascomycota; Dothideomycetes; Pleosporales; Pleosporaceae.